AUGGCGACUCGAAGAAAUAACAAAUCCGUGUUUUCGAUACAGCAGAGAUUUGAAAUUGUGCAACAACUAAAAAGUGGCGCGUCUGCCAGGAGAUUAGCAACUAAGUACGAUGUUCACCCCACCACUAUUCGUCGUAUACGACAAAAUGCAGCGGCCUUGUACACGUUCGCGAAGCAAGGGGUCGAAAUGAGGAAACGGAAGAAUAUACGGAAACCAGCGAACGUGGAACUGGACAAUCGGAUAGUGUGCGGGGGACCAGCGAAGCCCAUCUUCAAAGCUAGUAAAGGCUGGCUGUGGAAGUUUAAGAAUCGUCAUGGUAUUCGUUUGUUAAAUAUCAACAAAAAGGAAGAUGGGGAGGUCGUAAACGCCCAAGUAUUUUUAGAUGACUUUGCGCAACGAGUGGAGCAAGAAGGACUCGAGUACAAGAAUAUUUAUACCAUGGAUGUAACUACUCUUUUAUGGAAGGCUAUUCCCAUGAAGAUCUUGAGCGAUGAGCAAAACAUCGAGAGAAUACAAUUGGAAAAAGAUCGAGUAACCGUGGGCUUAUGCGUCAAUGCUACAGGAGGCCACAAGCUUGCUCCUUUAUUUAUUCAUAAAAUAAAAAAUCCAAAAGAACUGAAACAUGUUAAAGAUAAUUUGCCAGUCAUUUUCAAAGCACACUCGCGAGCUUGGAUAGAUCAAGAAAUAUUUACGGAUUGGUAUAAGAAUCAUUUCAUACCAGCUGUGAAAACACAUCAAUUAGGUACCUGUGAUAAAGUUAUCCUCCUCCUGGAUAACUAUCGACACAAUCUCCAAUUGACUGAAGAAUUCCAGCAGGAUGAUCAAUUUCAAAUCGUACGCUUACCCCCCAAUGUUACCUCCCUCCAACCUAUGAACCAGGAACUAAUCGAAAAAACCAAGAUGUCCUUUCGCCAUAAAAUGCUGGACCGGGUGUUAAGUUUUCCUGGCGGGGCGCGUGAAUUUUAUUUCGACUACGAUCUUAAAGAUUGCAUUGAUCUGUUGCACGAUGCAUGGGCGGGAAUUAGCGCCACGAAUAUUCGAAAUACGUGGAAGAAGGUUAUCAACCAAAUCCCCGAAGAAAACACGACAAAAGAGGAACCAGAGGAUCCGUUGGAGCCUAACUUACAUGAGAUCAUUGGUGUGAUCACUGGGGACCAAGUAUACGAAGAAAGCGUCAAUGAAUUUUUGUCGCGGUGCACGGAAAAGGAGAACAAUUUCUUUGAAGAGGAAUCGUCGUCUUCGAGAUCGGAUUCGAUACCUUACGAAGAAGAUCUGGAGAAAGCAUUUACACAUCUGACGAAGUGGUCCGAACGAGAACCUGAUUUUAUCAGGUUACAAGUACAAUAUCUGAGAGGCUAUUAUAAACAAAAACGAUGUUAA
Messenger RNA from Hylaeus volcanicus, 1380 nucleotides. RefSeq names its product jerky protein homolog-like. Gene Ontology annotation, cellular component: nucleus. Gene Ontology annotation, molecular function: DNA binding. Lineage: Eukaryota; Metazoa; Arthropoda; Insecta; Hymenoptera; Colletidae. The coding region runs from base 1 to 1380 and encodes 459 amino acids. The transcript is spliced from 2 exons. The record is from RefSeq and is a predicted model, not a curated record.